Messenger RNA from Oikopleura dioica, 663 nucleotides. Lineage: Eukaryota; Metazoa; Chordata; Appendicularia; Copelata; Oikopleuridae. The record is from the annotation of a GenBank genome assembly.
AUGUGGAACGACCUCAAGCAAGAGGUCAAAAUGCUGCGGCAGUACAGUACGCCACUGGGAAAUAUUUGGUAUGUAAUUCAGUUCAUUUUCCGACUCCUGAUAGUGUCGAUGAUCGGAAGCCAAGUGUAUGGUGAUGAGCAAGGACAGUUCAAAUGUGAUACCAAUCAACCCGGCUGUCAGAACAUUCUCGCCAGUUUCCCACAUGCGAUUUUGGUCGAUUCAAAUGCUUUUCCUUUCCAUGCCGAAAUUCGUCUUCCACGCGUACAUCACCUUAGUCAUAAACAACAAAAAGUAUUAGAUCGAGCGUGGGAAAAGCUCAAAGAAACGGAGACUGAAGCUCGCGCAGAUUUCUCCGAUGAUGAGAGCACUACAAGGAACUCGCAACUAUCCGACUUAAAAGCCGCUAGGGCGUAUGAGAAAAUCGAAAAGCAGAAGAAAAAGUACAUGAUUCGUGAAAGCCAAAUCAAGAAAAAGAAUCACGUGGAUGAUCGAGGAAACUUAGAGGAGGUGAUCUGGACGCCCGGCAUUAGACUUGGAUACUUGCCUACAAAUUACAACAGAACCAGACGCGAAAAUCCGGCUGGAUCGCCUUUCGGGUUCCGGAGCGAUACGACUGCUUUUCCGACGAACACACGAAACCGCCAUGGGGCGAUGAGACUGUAA